AUGACUGGCUCAAAAUUAUCCAAUAUAAAUGGAUUAUCAUUACGUAAAGAACUAGCCACUGGUGAUAAACUAAUAUUAAGUGAUGAAUUAGAUUCAGCAUUUUCAAAAUUGGGUGUUUUUGAUCCAAAGGAAAAGGCCGAAGAGAGUUCACUGUUAUGUGAACCAUUCGAUCGAAUUCGAAAUAACACAAGACGAACAGGGUCGACAGUCGAUUAUAUCGAAGACGCCAAAUUGUCAAUAUUAGGUGCUACCACUGGCAUGCGGUAUAAUCUAUCAGAUGAAAAAGAGGCAACACGUCCUCAACAUAUAAAAAAACGAGAGUCAGUAUCAUCAACAGCAUCCUUUGCUCACAUAUUUGCUGUAUGUCAUCUAUUUGGCGAUAUCGAAUAUCAGUUUCGAGAUGAGUCGGAUGAUGAAUCAUUGAUAUUAAAUUCGCAAGAGCAAACACUGAAUUCACAGUCGAAUGCUCGUUAUUAUACAUUUAAUAAAACAGCAGAUUUAUAUGAGCAAAGGAAAAAAUUGACCGAUCAACAUAGCCGAAAUUUUCAUGCAAAAGUACCACAGCUGUUCCCUCGCUACUGUACGGGAUUUCGGAUAUUCAAAAAUGUGAUUCGUGUUUUAUCUGCCGUUGAGCAAUACGUCAUAUUCGAAGACAGGCACAACGAAUUUCGACAAACAGACGAAAAUUUUAUCAUACAAGCACAAUUAGCUAUCAAACGUCUGUUUUUGGAUGAUAAAAUCGAAAGAAAUGAGCAAAAAAAUGCCCAUUCUGUACAUCGAAUUCGAUACCUGUUUCGCAUUAUAGUCAUAUUACGAACACAUAUUCAAACGUGUGAUCGAAAAUAUAUACGAGAAUAUCAUAAAUAUGAAGAUGAUCCAGAAAUGAGAUCACAAAUUGGUAUAUUAAUUACUGAUGGUAAAAUUAGAACAACAAAUGUCGAUGGUGAGAUACAAUAUGAAUUGGAUCCCGACUAUAAUUUAAUAAAUCAUCCCACCAAAUCACUAUUGCCGAUCUCAGCUCAAGCACAGCUAUCAUCAUUCGUGAAUAUAGCACGAUCAACCACAAUGAUUGAAGAUGUAUUGACUUCACCGCUAAUGAAUGCUGCAACAGCAGACAAACAACCAACUGAAAUAACAACAUUUGUAAGGGAAGCACAUCUACAGAGUGAAGAUAUUGAAUUGGUUAAAAUAGUAGACGAUACAUGCAGCAAUCAAGCAGGUACGGGACCCUUGCUUUUAAAUGCACAUAAGCUAUUUCUUAUCUAUUUUAGUUAUGAUUGGUUCAUCAAAAACAAAAUUUGGCUAAUAGAAAUGGCUUUUGAAACUAUAGAAUCAGCAGCGGCAGCGAACGAUCAAGAACGUAAUAAUCCCAAUAAAACACGCUAA
Messenger RNA from Didymodactylos carnosus, 1386 nucleotides. Lineage: Eukaryota; Metazoa; Rotifera; Eurotatoria; Philodinida; Philodinidae. The record is from the annotation of a GenBank genome assembly.